Messenger RNA from Owenia fusiformis, 664 nucleotides. The record is from the annotation of a GenBank genome assembly. NCBI's taxonomy places the organism in Eukaryota, Metazoa, Annelida, Polychaeta, Sabellida, Oweniidae.
UAUUAAACACUCCGCUAUGUGGCAAACUGGCAACGCAGUAUUUGAUUAAUUACCAAUUUAUGUUUCUGUUAUUCAGGUAUUGAGCUUGCCUGUCUAAUGGGAGGAUUGAAGUAUGUAAUUUUUUGGAGUGGUUUAAGGACCUUCUGCUUCUAUAUAUAUAACAAGGUUUACCCGCUGUUAUGGCAAAAAAUGUGCAGAACAAAGCUCUUUGAAUAGUGCCAUAAUCGACCUUUAUUUUGUGCCUUAAAUUGAAAAAAUGAACUUGGAUGAAUUCCUGAAAGGUCUCGAAACGAGUGAGGAAACUUCAAAGACUAAACCCGAAGAUGACGUAAUUGAAAAAACAAAAUGUUCAUUAGAAUCGUCUGAUGAUGGAGCCUCGUUUCCACUUUUGGUGAAAAAGCCUGUUGUGGAACCUGAAGUUGGUGCUGUGAAUGGGGAAGUCAAGAACUUUAAGUAUUGGUACGAGUUGCAGAAAACACACGUGGCUGAGAAGAACACACUGCCUUCAAAAGAAACAAUCGAAAAAGAAAGAAUUGCUAUUGAGUAUGAGGAAACACGACGGACCAAUCCUCAUAUGGGACAAUACAGGAAGUUUUUAAAAUACUUUAAAGACGAUAAUCGUGACGAGAUGAAAGAUUUAAAGCCAUCUCAACUAAGAGAAUAA